AUGUCGUUGGAUCCACCCACUUACUUCAGCUCCCUUCAAAACAACAUUCGGGCUCGGCCAAUUCCUUGGGAGGGUGCAGUCCGAGCGGGCAACAUCACUGAUGACCAUCUGAAGAAGAUCAAGGCCGUGGACAAGGUGCGCAAGGAGCAGCGCAAGCAGACAAUAGAAGCAGACCUUGACGGCUACACCAGCUUGCUUGCUGGUGGCUCACAAGGCAAGAGUGUGCUGGAGUCGGCUUCCCGCAGGACAGAUAUCGUGCAGUACAUCUUGGUGCUGGCCUCGGAUCUGAUUCAGGACGUUCCCUCGCUGGCCGAUGCGCUCGUUUCUCACCCUGAACCGUACAAGCCAUUCCUACCAUUCUUGCAUCAAUCAUCCAAUGCCGAGGACCCCAUCCCGCUGCUCACAUCAACCUUCCUCACGGCUCUCGUGUCGCACAGUCUUACUAGCUCAUCCAAACCCGCCUCCCGCGAUGAUGAAGCUCUUCCGCAGCUAUACCUUUACCUCUCUACUCUGACCAAGAACCAAGACAGCGGGCUGCAGGACAUUGGUGUUCAGGGAUUCUCAGAGCUGCUCAGAAAGAAACGUUCGCGCGAGAUCUUCUGGAACCACCGGAAGGAAACUUUGGAUCCCCUGAUUGAUACUCUUCGUACUGCAGCGGGCAUCAAGGAAAUUGUUUCUGCAGGAACCAGUACACGUGGCACUGACUCUGGUCUGGCAGGAGGUGUUGGUCUUCAACUGCUUUAUCGGGUACUUCUCGUAGUAUGGCAGCUCACUUUUGAGAGUGAAUUGGUUGGUGAGGAAUUGCAAGAGAAAUACGAUAUCAUUCAGCUCUACAAUCAGCUCCUGGUCAUUUCCCAAAAGGAGAAGACUAUCCGUCUGCUUCUUGCAACCCUGCUCAACCUCCUCUCCAAUAACCGUACUACCUUGCUUCCUGCUGCCGUCUUUGUCCGCCUACCUGUCCAACUCACCAAAUUAUCCGGACGUCAUUUGACCGACGAGGACCUUGUUGAAGACCUCCAAGCCUUGUCUACUAUGCUUGAUGAGUACACCAAAACCCAGACCACAUUUGAUGAAUACGCAGCCGAAAUCCAGUCCGGUCACUUGCGCUGGUCGCCCCCGCACAAGAACCCCACUUUCUGGAAAGAAAACGCCCGUCGGAUCUUGGAGGAGUCCAACGCAGCCUUGCCUAAGAAGCUCGCUGAGAUCAUGUCCCAGAGCUGGGAGAAUGACAAGCAGGUCUUGGCCAUUGCCUGUAAUGAUGUGGGACACUUGGUGAAGGAGCUUCCUGAAAAGCGUACCCAACUGGAACGUCUUGGUCUGAAGGCUCGAGUGAUGGAGUUGAUGGCAGACCAGGACGAGUCGGUGCGAUGGGAGAGUCUGCGCGCCGUCGGCGAGUGGCUGCGAUAUACCUUUGAGUAG
Molecule: messenger RNA, 1419 nt
Organism: Penicillium pulvis
Lineage: Eukaryota; Fungi; Ascomycota; Eurotiomycetes; Eurotiales; Aspergillaceae
Product: H(+)-transporting V1 sector ATPase subunit H
Exons: 3
Coding region: 1-1419 (472 amino acids)
Biological process (GO): proton transmembrane transport
Cellular component (GO): fungal-type vacuole membrane; vacuolar proton-transporting V-type ATPase, V1 domain
Molecular function (GO): proton-transporting ATPase activity, rotational mechanism
Source: RefSeq, a predicted model, not a curated record